UGUAUGCAAUAAAUGUAAAUGAUAAUAGGAAAUUUAGGUUAAAUUGACUUGUUGAUUAUUUGACACGAUAAUGUUUAUAGUUUAAUUUUUUUAUUCAAUCAAUAUCCAUUAUAAUAAAUUACAAUUAAAAUGAACACGAAAGAGUAGGUAGUCGUGAAGACAUAUGGGAAGAUGGCAACUGAGAAUGUAGAUUAUGAAAAACAAUUUCAAGAGGACUUGGAGCGUGCACAGGCACUUAGCCUGGAGUCAUUGGCGUUGGAACAAUUUAGAAACCAAAAACGCUUACAGGAACUCAACAUAUCCACAAAAAAUGUUUCGACUAGAACGAAAAUCAUUAAAAAUACUUCAGUUUUGCGCACAUCGUCUAUGAAUGAAUCGGACUGCGGUCCUGCCAGACCCGAACGACAUCAUAUAAAAUCUAGACCUAGACCUGGUGCAACAAGUACCAGCCCUGCAAAUUCAAUAAUUGCACCACCUCCAUCAUCGCAACGUCGAAAUAGCACAACUUCUAUUACAUCUGAUGAAAGUACUGCAGAUCUAAUAUCGUUCACUAGCCCUCCAUCAAGCAGCAUUUUAGACCUUUACGAUGAUGGACCCAAUAUGUCGGUCAAUGGAAAACAAUUGCCCAAUCCAACUGCGAAUAUCUUGCGCGAAUAUCAAAUGAGGCAAUAUCAUACUCAACCUUCGCCAUUGCUAAACAAUUUAUUUCAAAGCAAAACUAACCAGCCCCUCGGUCGCCCAAUUGGCUGGCAAUUUAAUACAGGCUAUACAUCUUCGAGUAGUGUGAGCUCAGUUUCCAGCGCUAUGCAAAGUCCUACUCUGGGAAUUACUAGCAGUUCUGUGAUCAUCCCUGCAAAUAUUGGGUGGAAUAUUUCUACACCUCCACCUCCUCCUACAAAACAGAUUAACAUUCUUUCAAGUAAUGAAUCUGACCAAGAAAAGGCACCAGCAUUACCUCCUCGAAACCAACAGAGUACACCUCCGACAAUCCCUGUACCAUCUUCAUCUAGCAAACAGAAACUACGAAACAUCACAACCAAAAACAUGAAACUCAGUUAUAAUUUGAUUGAUCUAACACCAUCAAACCUUGAUGAUAAAAAUAGUGUAAGAGUUAGUAUCCUGGAGGCGUUUGAUCCUCUAUUGACUAGUUCUGAAAGUGGAAGUUUAAGUCCGGAAUGUCCAGACGAUGCAGUCUCUGUAUGUGAUAGUGUUUACGACGAAUAUGAUCCCUAUGAUUUUAUUUAUUCUGGAUCAGGUAGCAAUAGUACAUCUGAUCCUAUGUAUGCUGCUGUUAUAAAGUCCAAAACCGAAACUGGGGUAUUGUCCUCUACAUCCACUUUGUCUCGCAGAGCUCAACUGUCUACAAUGGAACGGCAAAAGAGCAAGGACUUACUUGUAAAGAAGAAGUCGUUUUUGUAUGACAAUAUUAUCUUACUUGAACAAAAUUCUAACGAUUCCGAUUUAGAGGCAUUUUAUAAAACUGUACUUAACUUAAGAUGUAGAUUUCGGUACGAUGACCCAGAUACAAAUAUGGGUUUAGUAAUUAGUCCUCUAAUGUCACAUCAGUAUCGUGAGGGUACUAGCAUAAAGGUUUGCAUUUACCCACAUUACGUAGGUGCUGAUUCUACGAAACCUGUUAGCUUUACCUGUGAUGUAACUUCAAGUGUCGAACACAUAACUCUUCAUGUGACCUGUGAAUUGGAAGCCCCAUCAGAAGAUGAAUACACCUUAAAGGUUUGGGGAUAUAAUGAAUAUUUGGCACCCACAACCUUAUUAUCAGAUUAUGAAUAUGUACAUAAUUGCAUUAAAUUAGAGGAAGAUGUACUGUUAAUAUUGGUACCUGAUAGACUAGUGGACAGAUCAUUCGCAAGAACUCCUCAAGAUGACAAUCGGGACAAGGAUAUAAAGUUUCAGGAUAUAAUUCCCACAGAAACUGAUGCUCCACUAACUUAUGAUAAUUUAAAAAUUCUACUUGAAACGUUAGAAAAAGAAAUGGAAAAAAUCGAACAGACUGCUGUUCAAAUUGAAAAACCUACCAACUCUAGCUUUAUUCCGCAGUUACAACCGUCAGGUGUUAUACAAUCGAUAAAACUGGUUGUGAAACUACUUGGCACUGUGGAAACAUUAGAUAUAUCAGAAGCUUUGGAUAAUUUAAAGGAAUGUUGUCAAAAGUUUGUCCCACAAGUUAAUCAGACAAAAAGUUGGAUGAACGAAUCAGUUUCACUAUCCAUAAGUACCACAUGUGAUAAAAUUAGAUUUGCCAUUCGAGGCCUUCUAGAAAUAUACUGUCAAGCGUUUCACGUUAACUUUAAAUUAAGUAAUAGUAGCACCGAUCAUAUUUCUAAUGUUAAUUCCACAGAAGUCUUAGAAUCCAUUCUGGUUAGAGUUUGUGCAGUUCAUAGGCCGCUCCCUGAUUGGAAACAUGAUGAUUUUAUCAUUGCAGCUCAAGUAUACCAUGGUACUCGUCCACUUGGUCAGCCUGUGCUUUCUCAGCCAUGUCAAGUUACUCACAGUUUAUAUUCGAGAAUUCUUUUUAAUUGUUGGUUGGAAAUGGAAGAUAUCUUAAUAAGUUCUUUAGCUAGAGAAGCAAGACUGGUGUUUGUUUUGUAUGGUCGUACACUUCAACAGCAAGAUUCUAAUGACAGCGGUAGUUUGCCUCAAUACAAACAAGAAGAGUUGGGAUGGGCAGCGAUACAAUUUUUUAAUUACGAAGGGAUUAUGAUCCAAGGAAAUUCUCUACUUUCAAUUUGGCCAAAGGAAUCCAAUUAUAUCUACGGACCUGCACCUAGUGCUGGUAUUCACCCUUAUUGUGAUCAUGCUGUGUUGGGAAUAGAAAUGACCACACCUCCAAAAAUUGUUUUUCCUGUGGUUCCGCAACUAACAUCUGCAGAAGUUAUGAAAGGAGAUUUCAAUAGUCUCGAUUUACAAACUCAACAACAACUGUUAGAGAUAACAGAACAGGAUAUGUUGUUCAAAGCCCCCACAGAAGUUCGCGAGGUGUUGUGGGAAAAACGCCAUUAUCUCUAUAGUAUACCUACCGCAUUACCAAAAGUAUUGUUGGCUGCGCAUAGUUGGGAAUGGGCAUUUCUCUCCGAUCUUCAUGGCAUGCUAAGAUGUUGGAAACCUAUGUUACCUGUUCAAGCUAUUCAACUGUUGCUACCUACUUUUCCAGAUAUGGAGGUACGCAAGUUGGCUGUGAAGUGGCUGCGUGGAAUCAGAAGCGACGAAUUAGUCGACUACUUACCACAAUUAGUAGUUGCGUUACGUCACGAGACCUACGAAAACUCGCCAUUGGCACAUUUUCUAUUAGAUAGGUCACUUAGAUCUCCAAGAGUUGCUCAUCACUUGUUUUGGUUACUUAGCCAUAGUUUACCUGGCUCAAUGCCACAAAAUUGGUCAGCAGAAGUUAUCGAGAAGGAUGUUUCUAUGAUAAGUGAGGCCAGGUAUCAUCGACGUAUGACUUUGCUGCUACGAGCUCUUUUAGCCAUAAGUGGAGCGUCACUUAGAAAAUGUUUCUUGUCACAGCAGUUGCUUGUUAAGGAAUUAAAUGAAGUCGCUGAAACCGUACAAAAAACAAAAGAAUCACAACGUCUUACUGUGAUGUGCAAUGCGUUGGAAAAUGUUCACCAAAAUUUAGUUGACAAUUCAACUAGUCUACCAUUAUCACCUACACUUCAAGUAUCAGGCAUACAAGUUCGGAGCUGUUCCUAUUUUCCAUCCAACACCCUUCCAUUAAAAAUCAAUUUCUUAGCCCGUGAUGGUUCGGUAAUACCCGCGAUUUACAAAGUCGGCGAUGAUUUGCAGCAAGAUCAAUUAACAUUGCAAAUUGUGCGCAUUAUGGAUAAGAUGUGGCUGCGGCAAGGUUUAGAUUUGAAAAUGGUAACGUUUUUAUGUAUUCCUACCGGAAACAAACGAGGAAUGAUUGAAAUGGUUACCAAAGCGGAGACGUUGCGAAAAAUUCAAGUGGAGCACGGUUUAACCGGUUCAUUUAAGGAUAAACCCAUAGCCGAGUGGCUUGCAAAACAUAAUCCGUCGGAGUUGGAGUAUGGACGCGCCGUUGAGAAUUUCACAGCUUCUUGUGCCGGAUAUUGCGUUGUGACUUAUGUUUUGGGUGUGGGAGAUCGGCAUAAUGACAACAUUAUGCUCAAAACUUCCGGUCAUUUGUUCCACAUAGAUUUUGGAAAAUUUCUAGGAGAUGCUCAAAUGUUUGGAAACUUUAAACGAGAUCGUAGUCCAUUUGUGUUAACUUCCGACAUGGCAUAUGUGAUAAAUGGUUGUGAUAGACCAUCGGAAAAGUUUCACAAAUUUGUAGACCUCUGCUGUCAAGCGUUUAAUAUAGUUAGGAAUAAUGGCAAUCUAUUUUUGCAUUUAUUUACUUUGAUGGCUUCUUCGGGUAUUCGAGGGGUGACUACGGAGGCAGUAAGCAACCUGCACAAAGCUCUACUACCGGGCCUCUCAAAUCCUGAGGCAGCUGCCUAUUUCGCCCGACUUAUUGAGAGUUCGCUCAAAUCAUGGUUUACGCAGGUGAACUUCUUCCUACAUAAUUUGGCUCAACUCAAAUUUACCGGUGAUCAUGGUGAUAACCAGCUUUUGUCAUUUGUACCAAAAACUUAUAGCAUGGCUACAGAUGGAAAAUUGGUCCACGUUUCGGUGAUAGGGUUUAGAAAGAGGUAUGAUCCUGAUAAAUAUUAUGUUUACAUACUUAGGGUGGAGCGAGAAAACCAAGGACAGCACUUAGAUGUGCUGCGCACAUAUAAAGAAUUUUGCGAAUUGCACCAAAAGCUUUGUUUACAUUUUCCAUUGGCAAAGCUGCACAGCUUAUCAACUGGGCUCCACAUGGGUAGAUCAAAUAUUAAACAAGUUGCAGCAAAACGUUUACACGACGUCAGUCUAUUUAUUAGAUCGCUUUUCCAAACGGCAGACGAAAUUGCUCAUUCUGAUCUUGUAUAUACCUUCUUUCAUCCUCUUCUAAGAGACCAACAGAUACCCGACCAAUUUUCGAGAAAAGCUAAAGAUCGGAGGUUUGAUGAACGAAACGACAUUGGAAAAUUGAAGGGGCAAUUAAAAUUGACCACUCAUUUCAGUCGAGGAAUUUUUACUGUCAUGGUUCAUCAUGCUAGAGGGCUUCCCCUCGUAGGUAACGCUCAAGAACCGUCAACGUAUGUUAAGGUCUACUUGCAACCUGAUCCAACGAAGACGACCAAACGCAAAACAAAGGUUGUGAAGCGGAACUGUCAUCCAAGCUUUAUGGAAAUGUUGGAGUACAGAAUGGCCCUCGAUAUUAUUAAGCAAAGGGUGUUGAAAGCCACAGUUUGGAAUCAUGAUCCGCUACAAGAGAACGAAUUCCUGGGAGGUGUGGAAUUAAAUUUAAACGAGUUUGACCUCUGUAAGGAAAUGACUGAAUGGUAUUCGCUCACUAACUUAAGCAGAUAGCAGUAUUGGCAUAUGUAUGUACAAAAAUGGUAGCAGUAUUUAUGAUUUUAUACAUAUACAAAAUAUUUGCAUUUAAAUAUUUCAUCAUCUACAUUUUUUAAGUUUUUAUAGUGGGCUCUUGCUCUUGAAAUAGGUGAUUCGCACAAUUAAACUGUAAAAGCGUUCAUUUGCUUACUUUUAUUUGUUUUGGUUAUUAUACCUAACGCUUUUUGUAACUGAAACAAUAUAAUCCCAAAGCCACCUCAAUUUC
Photinus pyralis (common eastern firefly) is the source of this 5683-nucleotide messenger RNA. RefSeq names its product phosphatidylinositol 4-phosphate 3-kinase C2 domain-containing subunit alpha (gene Pi3K68D). Gene Ontology annotation, cellular component: phosphatidylinositol 3-kinase complex; plasma membrane; cytoplasm. The coding region runs from base 172 to 5433 and encodes 1753 amino acids. Gene Ontology annotation, molecular function: 1-phosphatidylinositol-3-kinase activity; phosphatidylinositol binding; 1-phosphatidylinositol-4-phosphate 3-kinase activity. Gene Ontology annotation, biological process: cell migration; phosphatidylinositol 3-kinase/protein kinase B signal transduction; phosphatidylinositol-3-phosphate biosynthetic process. The transcript is spliced from 27 exons. The record is from RefSeq and is a predicted model, not a curated record. Lineage: Eukaryota; Metazoa; Arthropoda; Insecta; Coleoptera; Lampyridae.